CCAUCAUCUGACAACAUCUCUUGGUGUAUCUAUGUUGGGACAAUCACCACCAUUGUGCCUGCCACUUUUGUGGUGAUUCUGCGAUAUAUCGCUCGCUACGUUGCUAAAGCUGGCUUUUGGUGGGAUGAUUUUAUCAUCGUCGCGGCGCUGGGGAUUAACUGGGCCCUAGCAGCCACAAAAUGGGUACAAAUCGCGAAUUAUGGUCUUGGUCAGGAUAAUGUACAUCUACAACCCGAUCAAGCUGCAGGUCUGGGAAAGAGUUUCCUAGCUACGCAAAUGCUAUACCUCGUCAAUGCCGUUCUCACGAAAGCAUCUCUGAUCCUCCUAUACUAUCGCAUCUUUGGAGUUGUCAGGGGAUUCCGCUGGGCUCUCUGGGCAUCCUUCUGUUUGGUGAUCUGUUACUACGUUGCCUGUGUGAUCGUCUCAAUAUGCGGUUGCUCUCCAGUCUCUAAGUAUUGGGAUUCCAGUCUCCCAGGAACCUGUAUCGACUCAAUCGCCUUUUUCCGAUGGAACGGGGUUGCCAACAUGCUCCUCGACGUUUUGAUUCUUUGCCUUCCAUACCCGAUGGCAUGGCGCUUACAAACAACUUUGCGACAAAAGUGGAUUCUUACAGGUAUCUUUCUCCUAGGUGGAUUCGUUUGUGUGGUUUCCGUUCUUCGGAUUACGAGCUUCGACUUUAACACUCUGGACAAUGCCACUUAUGUCAGUGUCGUACCAUCAACCUGGUCCUCUGUUGAGCAAUCGGUUGGUAUCAUCUGCGCGUGUCUUCCAACACUUCGGCCCCUUCUUAGAUGGCUAAAUGGUAGCUCUGUCAGGAGUAUCCGCAAAAGAGACAGUGCUUCUUCUGACUUCCCAGAAAGAGGCCCCUUAUCCGGCCGAUCAUCGCAGGGAGGCGAAGAGAAUUCUCUUGAUGCCUUGGCUUCUCCCACAUCUCCCACUCCCCUCAUCUCCCAGGUGGAACAAGAGCAUAUUCGUGGGUUAUCAUGUCAGGAAGGGGAUACCAUUGAAGACCAGAACGGGGACGUGUGGACAGUGGAGGAAUCUGAUAGGGAUCCUGAAAGCCAAAUUCCUCGGCUUGAGUCGUUUGCCUAG
Penicillium daleae is the source of this 1092-nucleotide messenger RNA. RefSeq lists its product as uncharacterized. The record is from RefSeq and is a predicted model, not a curated record. The transcript has 4 exons. NCBI's taxonomy places the organism in Eukaryota, Fungi, Ascomycota, Eurotiomycetes, Eurotiales, Aspergillaceae. The annotation marks the transcript as partial.